AUGUCCAAACGGCUUUCAUCCUACACUGUGGGGCAGCGACCUCGACGGCAGUAUAUUAACAAGGUGACUGAGUUUUUUUUUCGUGAAUUAGACAGGGGAAUAGGCUCGCCGUAUGUCGUACUGUCAACAGGGGUGUUGCUCGCUCUGGUGGGAUGGAAGGUGAUGGUGUAUUACGUGGAGCCUAACCGGAAGAUAGAUGCGGUAUGGCGGCGACCGCAAUCACGCGUGCCGAUGAGUGAUUCACACAACGUUUUCUGGGGCUUUAACAUUGGCAGUGACGGAUGGAGGGGCCUCCCGACGGGCCGCCAUCUCGCAGAGACAAUGACGGAGAGUGCCGAAGGGGCGCUGCGACGGCCCAGGCUUGUAUACAGCGAGGAUAGCGAGGUGCUCGGCCCCCGUGGGGAGAGUCUCAGCGUGGCGUGUAUGGAGCUGCCGGAGUAUGACACGCGGAUUGGGAAUGAUGUUGUGUACCGCAGCGUGCAUUACGUUCACGGCGCCACACGCGAGAAGGUCAUGACCCCCACGAACGUUGAAACAGGAGAAGUCGCGGCAGCGGAUUUAUCAGCCCAGGCAAAAAAUGGGGAAGUGAGAGCUGCGGGAGGUCAACCUGUUCCAGCCCCGGCAAAGGCACCUUUGGAGGAAAAGGCGACGGAGGAGGAUAAUUCAUUGUAUUUUUCCCGCAUGCCGACACGUGGGUUGUCUACGAUCCAUGGCAUGACAAAAUGCAGAGCGAUUACGUCAUUAAAUAACUGCGUGCCUUAUGCUGGGCAUAUUGAGAGCGAGUAUGCACGAAAGAUGAUGUUGACGCUUGGGCCUGUUCAUAUUUUGCGGGACAUUGCAAAGACCACCUUUCCCUUGCGUUUCACGACUGCGAAGGAGGCCCCUGUGUCAGCGCUUGUGUGUGGUUUGCAUAGCGGUGAGAUCCCACGGUGGUUGAGUACGGCCUUUCCAAAUUUUCAAGUGGAUGUCGUCGAACGUGACGGCACCCUUGCACGCAUUUGCCGUCGUUUCCUGGGCUUUCAGGAGUCCAAUAAUCUUCACUUGUAUCUUGCGGAACCCGUUGAAUUUCUCCGCCGCACUGCCGUGCCUAAAAUCGGUCGGCGCUAUGAUCUUAUCAUGUUGGAUCUCAUGGAUGGGGCGGGACGGUUGAACACACAGUACGGCCGUCUGGAGUUCAUUAACAGCGUGCGUAAUAGUUUGAGUGGCUCCGGCUGCGUCGUUGUGUCGCUUCCAAACCGGGAUGGGGCGUUUUUGUACAACAUCGUUCAGAACUGGCGAUUGGCCUUUGCGGGCCGCACGGUGAUUCUCGUGCACUGCGUCACGUCGCCGCAGACAUUACUUAUGACAUUUCAGGACGACGCGACACGUGGAAAGGCAAACUUUGGGACGGUUGCAAAUGUCGACGAGUUCAAGGACCUGCUGCGCACCUCCCUUGCACACUACGGCUCGUGGCGCGUGCCGUUCGAUCUCACCGGCGAGGUGUCGGAAGGGACAUUUCGCGUGCUACGCCCCGGCACGGUGUACUCCGUCGUGGCGUAUCUGCCAGCCGGUCACCCGCAGCUAAAAGACAUGGCGGCUGCGGAAACUGCUGCGGGGCGUGGCGGUUGGGGGGCGUGGCUGCGGCGGUGGACGGCCACGUGGCUCACGCCCUCACAACGUGCGGAUCUUCGGGCCAUGAGCAAAUAA
Molecule: messenger RNA, 1686 nt
Organism: Trypanosoma cruzi
Lineage: Eukaryota; Euglenozoa; Kinetoplastea; Trypanosomatida; Trypanosomatidae
Exons: 1
Coding region: 1-1686 (561 amino acids)
Biological process (GO): spermidine biosynthetic process
Cellular component (GO): cytosol
Molecular function (GO): spermidine synthase activity
Source: RefSeq, a predicted model, not a curated record